AUGAUGCAUCCAGAGGGGGAAUGUCUCUGCUCCGUCGCAGCGUGGAUGGACUGGACUCUCCGGACCAUGGAGCUGGCGUGUGCAUUGUCCCCUGAGGUGAAGGUUGCUGUAGUCCCAGCCUUGCCGCGGAAGCAGAAAGGGGCACGUGUGAACAGGCGGAGGAAGAUCAGCCAUUCCACAGUGAAAGGAAAGGGUCAGCUGAAGCUGUCCAUCGACAUGCAGGGCAGGCUGCUUGUGCUGCACAUUAUGGAAGCAAAAGGCCUGAUGGGAAAAGAGUACCGGACAUGCAACUCCUAUGUGAAGAUGUCUGUAGUACCAGAUACUGAUCGGAAAUGCAGGCAAAAAACCAAGACUGUUCCAGACAGCAAAAAUCCCAUCUUCCACGAGCACUUUCUCUUCCCCGUUCAAGAAGAAGAUGAACAAAAGCGUCUUCUGGUUACAGUCUGGAACCAAGAAAGAAACUCCAGACAGAGCCAGCUAAUCGGCUGUAUGAGCUUUGGCGUGAAGUCGCUCCUGACCCCAGACAAGGAGGUCAGCGGCUGGUACUAUCUCCUUGGUGAGGACCUGGGCAGGACCAAGCACCUGAAGGUGGCCACGCGGCGUCUGAAGCAGAGCAGAGAGCCACCACUGGCGAGCCAGCGGGCUGAACUGGGAAACCAGGAGGCUGAGAACAUGGAGCAGCUCAAGAUUACAAUCCCUCGAGGAAGGGAUGGGUUUGGCUUCACAAUCUGCUGCGACUCUCCAGUCCGUGUGCAGGCUGUAGACUCUGGUGGCCCAGCGGAGAAGGCCGGCCUGCAGCAGCUGGACACUGUGGUGCAGCUGAACCAGCAGCCUGUGGAGCACUGGAAAUGCGUGGAGUUGGCACAUGAAAUCCGGAACUGUCCCAGUGAGAUCAUCCUGCUGGUGUGGAGGAUCGUGCCGCAGAUCAAGCCGGGCCUUGAAGGCAUGAUACGGAGGUCGUCCUGCAAAUCUACCUACGACCUCCAGUCGCCUCCAAACAAGCGGGAGAAAAACAGCUCAGUGCCCUCGCGCCCCGAGCAGCGCCAGAGCUGCCACAUCGUGUACGACGGCAGCGACAGGCUGGUGCUGAACAACUGGGCGCGAUACACGGAGGUUGGGAAGCGGAGCCAGCACACGAUGCCACCAUUGUCCCGGGCAUCCUCCGACGGGGACAAGAACUACAUCCUCUUAGCACCUCUGAAUCCUGGGAGUCAGCUGCUGAGGCCGGUGUAUCAGGAGCACGAUGCCGCUGUGGGAAAUGCAGGGAAAGGCAAAUCCCAUACGGGAUCUGGGCGGAAAUCCAGGCUGAUGAAGACAGUGCAAACUAUGAAGAGCUAUGGGAACUACCAGAACUGCACCAUUGUGAGGCCUCAUAUCCCGCACUCCAGCUAUGGCACCUAUGUGACACUGGCCCCCAAAGUGCUCGUGUUCCCUGUCUUUGUGCAGCCUCUAGACCUUUGCAACCCGGUCCGGACUCUCCUUUUGUCAGAGGAGCUGCUGCUUCAUGAAGGCAGAAGCAAGACUGUAAAGGUGACCGUCUUCAUCUACUCGGACUUGCUGCUCUUCACUAAGGAAGAUGAGCCCGGGCGCUGCAAUGUGCUGAGGAAUCCUCUCUAUCUCCAGAGUGUCAAACUCCAGGAGGGUUCUUCUGAAGAUCUGAAAUUCUGCAUCCUCUACCUUGCAGAGAAGUCGGAGUGCUUAUUAAGUUUGGAGGCUUACUCCCAGGAGCAGAAGAAGAGGAUCUGCUGGUGUCUGGCUGAGAACAUCACUAAGCAGCAGCAUCCAGCAGCAGCUCCUGCUGAGAACAAGAUGCUUGAGACGGACACUGAGGAGCUGAGGGUGAUGCCCUCUGAGGAGGAGAAGGUGGCAGGGGGCGAUGCCUGCCCGGCCGCAGAAGGGGCAGCAGAGGGGGUGUUGAAGGAGGCUGCCCUGGGGGCCCCACUGCAGGAGGAGAAGGUGGUGAUUGCAGCUGAGUGUGUGGAGGAGCAGCCUGGCUCCAGCCCGGCCUUUGUGAUCCCGGAGCUGCGGCUGGACAGCACGGCGGACGGCCCGACGGACGAGGAGGAUGAGGAGGAAGACGAGGACGAGGACGAGGAGGAGGACAGUGACCAGCUCUAUCUGGAGAGGAGCGAGGGGAAGCGAUGCAGCAUGAUUGAGCCAUCGGGCUGCGAGGCGACCUACACCCUGACGGUGCAGGGCUCCCUGCGGCGCCGCACACACAGCGAGGGCAGCCUGCUGCAGGAGACGAAGGGCCACUGCUUCACCUCCGACACCACCCUCAACUGCCUGGACAUCCAGGGCCCCCAGACCCGCUGGGCACUGCCCUCGCCCAGGACCCUCAAGAAGGAGCUCACCAAGAACGGGGGCUCCAUCCACCAGCUCGGCCUCCUCUUCUCUGGGCACAGGAAGCUCAGCGGAACAGACAACGAGUGCAGCUGUGAGGAUGGGGACGAGGCCUCCUGCAAGAAAAGGAGCAAAAACUUGGCCAAAGACAUGAAGAACCGACUGGGGAUAUUUCGACGGCGAAACGAGUCUCCAGGAGCCAACCCCAUCAGCAAGCUGGACAAAGCAAUGAAAUCCCUCAAGCCGACCCCGGAGGAAGCUCUCAAGUGGGGGGAAUCUCUCGAGAAACUGCUGCUGCACAAAUAUGGGCUGGCUGCCUUCCGGGCUUUCCUGCGGACAGAGUUCAGCGAGGAGAACCUGGAGUUCUGGCUUGCGUGCGAGGAGUACAAGAAGAUCAAAUCCCAGUCCAAGAUGGUAUCCAAGGCCAAGAAGAUCUUUGCUGAGUACAUUGCUAUCCAGUCAUGCAAAGAGGUGAACCUGGACUCCUACACACGGGAGCACACCAAAGAGAACCUGCAGACCAUUACCCGGAGCUGCUUCGACCUCGCUCAGAAACGGAUCUAUGGGCUCAUGGAGAAGGAUUCUUACCCCCGCUUCCUCCGCUCGGAGUUGUAUUUAGACAUAAUUAACCAGAAGAAAUCCAGCCCCCCACUGUAG
Emys orbicularis (European pond turtle) is the source of this 3000-nucleotide messenger RNA. RefSeq names its product regulator of G protein signaling 3 (gene RGS3). The transcript has 24 exons. The record is from RefSeq and is a predicted model, not a curated record. Gene Ontology annotation, molecular function: protein binding. Bases 1 to 3000 code for a protein of 999 amino acids. Lineage: Eukaryota; Metazoa; Chordata; Testudines; Emydidae. Gene Ontology annotation, cellular component: plasma membrane; nucleus.